AAUUAAUUUACUCUUGGACAACUAAAAAUUGUUGUGCCCGCAUUUCGGACGUUCUUCUUUGUUACGUUGUCGCAAUCCAUUGCUGCGUAAAAUGUGUUAAGAAAAUUUUUUACUUGAGCUCAACUAUGCAACCCUGAAUUAAAAGCGACGCACAAUUGCUGACAACCCAUCCUUGGCUUGAUGCGGAACAUCAUCGGCCCGAGUCUGCAAACGCUAUUGACCGCGAAAAGGCGAGGACAGCCGAAAUGGAGGAAAAUCAAACAUCGGAAAGUGUCGCUGUGUUACCGGACAUGUCCGAACCGUUGACGAGCGAGUCCGAGGAGACGUCUGCCCUGACGACAGAACACGAAGCCCAUCCUGUAGCCGUCACUUCCGUACCGGGUGUAACUGGUGUUCAAGGAGUUGGUGUACCGGUUUCCUUACCUGUCGGCUCCAUCAUCGGAGUAGCAAACGCCUCCAAUGGAGCUACCUUCAACGUCAUCACCUCCGAUCAAUUACAGAUGUUAUGCGUGGACAAUAGUUUCAUAUGUGAGCCCCGUCACGACAAGGAUAGCGAUCCACUACGUUGGAAUGGUGAGCUGAAAGCAACGCAUAUUGUAAUUCAAAAUAGUGCCGACGACACCGAUGCUGAACAACUUCAUGUAUCUGCUUCUAAUGUACAGCCAGUGUGUAGCUGGUCGGAAUCGGCCAGUAUGGCUGUAUUGCCAGUCAGGUGUAAAAAUACAAAUGCCGAACUACAUAAAAGUAGAUUUGGCUCAGGUGGUAGGGGACGUUGUAUAAAAUUGGGCCAGGAAUGGUAUACGCCAAGUGAAUUCGAAGCACUCUGUGGAAGAGCAUCCAGCAAAGAUUGGAAGCGCAGUAUUCGCUUUGGUGGAAGAAGUUUACAGACACUUAUUGAUGAACAAAUUUUAAAACCUCACGCCACUUCUUGUACAUGUGCGGCAUGCUGUGACGAUGAUAGUGCUACUGGUCCAGUUCGUUUGUUUACACCUUAUAAAAGAAGAAGAAGAGCUAGAGAUCAUUCGGAUAGUGAAACACCAUCGCGUAAGCAUAAAAGUGAUAAUUCACGGGACGGUAGUAAUAAUGAUAGCGACAGUGAAGUUGUUGGUCCAGUUAAAGAAGUUUGGUCACAGUUUGUUUCUGAAGAUGGUUUAGUUGUACAUCAAUCAGAACAAGACACCGUUCAAGCAGAAAAUGGACAAGCGGAUGAUGUCUUUCGAAAAUUGGAUGAUAUGUCAAAUAAGAUGUUGAAAAUUGCCUGUGAUUUUAAACGUACUUUGGACGAAGCAAAAGAAUUAUAUAAACAACAAAGACGAGAACAAGCACUUGUCGCUCAAUUAGGUGGAAGGGGAGAUGUAAUAGAGACUGUUGGCUUGCAACCUGCUCUUGAUACUCAUAAUAAAAAGUGCUCUAAUUGCAAUCGAGAAGCGUUCGCGGAAUGUUCAUUGUGUAGGCGUACACCCUAUUGUUCAACUUUUUGUCAGCGAAAAGACUGGAGCGUUCAUCAAGGAGAAUGUGUAAGAGGAGCAGCCGAAACUGUAAUGUUGAUAGUUGAAAGCAGUAGCGCUGAUGCAAGUGCUUUAGGAACAACUGGCGGGGACCAAUAGCUAUUGUUUCGCUCAUCUAUUCAUUGUCAGUGUCACUCAAAAUAUUAUAUUUCAAAAAUUUCAUUAUCUUUCAUAAAAAAACAAAACAUUAAGAAAAUAAGAUUCCGACAAGUGAAAAUACUUAAAUACUUAAUGUUUAAAAACUGAAACUUAAAGAACACGUGGGAUUGAAUCCUUAAAAAUUCCUUUCACGUCAAUUCAUUUAUUUUUGCUACAGUUUUUUUAAGGAAUCGUAAAAUUAGGACUUUUUUUACUAUAAGUUAUUUUUUUGUAUUAUUAUUUUUGUAAUUUUAAGAUUUUUUUUUAAUCUUUAAGAUAUUUGUAAAAAUUUGAAACGAUAGUUAAAAAAACACAUUUUUUUAGUUAAAAAGGAAAUUAAGGGAAGUAAUUAAAUAAAUUUAAAAAUGUUUAAUAUUUAUUAGCAAUGAAAAAAAUAAAAAUUUAUUAUAGUUUUAGAUUUUUUUAAAAUUUAGAUUAUUGUCGCCUGGAGAUAUUUUCUUUUAUCUAAAUCGAAUCAUUAAACAAGAUUUUAAAGAACAUAAUUUCCUUUUCACUUUUCCUUGUUAACUAAAUAUUAUACAUUUGUGUAUAUUCAUUUAUCUAGAAAAAAAAAAUUAUAUGUAUAUAAUUCAUUUAUUCACAUAGGUAUAUAUGUAUAUCGAAAUAAGCAAGUGUAUUCUUUAGUUUUAAAAGGCUACACUUGCGCUCCAAAAAAAUCAACCAAAGUUGACUGAUUUUUUAUAAUUGUGUGUGAAAAAAUCAUUGUAAAUUCACUUUGUACAUAUAAUCAUGUAUUCUAUAAUUUAUUUGAUUCACAAAAUACACGAUCCAUUAUUUCACUCA
Molecule: messenger RNA, 2450 nt
Organism: Leptopilina boulardi
Lineage: Eukaryota; Metazoa; Arthropoda; Insecta; Hymenoptera; Figitidae
Gene: Deaf1
Product: deformed epidermal autoregulatory factor 1
Exons: 4
Coding region: 246-1607 (453 amino acids)
Biological process (GO): positive regulation of transcription by RNA polymerase II
Molecular function (GO): DNA-binding transcription activator activity, RNA polymerase II-specific; RNA polymerase II cis-regulatory region sequence-specific DNA binding
Source: RefSeq, a predicted model, not a curated record